AUGGCUCUGAAAAUAGCUUCAUAGAUUCUGCAGAUAAACUAGAAAACAAGACUGAUUGCGCCAGUGCCCAGAUCGACCUUGUUUUCGUUAUUGAUGCAUCAGGAAGCGUUGGAUCUGACAACUUUAAGAAGACAAAAACAUUUUUGAAUAAUGUUGUUAGUAAUCUAGACAUUAGCAACUAUGAGACACGUGUAGCUGUGAUUAGAUAUUCAUCCAGUCCUCUCUUAAUCUUUGGCUUAGACACUCACAGUACGAAAACUGCAGUAACAAAUGCUAUUAGCGCUAUACUUUACACUGCUGGUGGUACUGCUACGGACUUGGCUCUUGACGAAGUACGUACCAUGGUCUUUACAAAUACAACAAGAAAAUCUGCUGCUGCAAAAGUUUUAGUUUUGGUCACAGAUGGACAUUCAAAUAAUGAAAAUAAAACAGUAGCGGCAGCUCAAAGACUGAAAGAUGCUGGCGUCACUAUAUUUACAAUUGGAGUUGUCAAUCCAAGAGUGUCUGAGUUAACUGCAGCAGCAAGUGAACCCAGUUGUACACAUUACAUCGACCUGAAGGAUUAUAAUGAGAUUGAUUUUAUUGUGAAGGAAAUUGAAUCUGGAUCUUGUAAAGCUCCCACUGAAGUUCCUGAAGAUAUUCUGUUAGUCAAUAACACCAUUCCAAAGACUAACGAGACAAAACAACAAGUCCUGCAGGUCACCAACACGACAAAGUCCACCUUGGGUACAACAGUUCUGGUGAAUGUCCAGUGUGGUGUGGUCAUCGUGUACGCUUCAUUUAACAACAGUUAUCCCAAUGAAGCCGACUACGACUACAAGACUUCGGCAACUGAUGAUGAGCCGGGCAAAUUAUUUCUUCUGCCAAAAACAGAACUUACUAAACUUGCCCUUAAUGUCCUUUCCAAGAGAAGAUUUGAUCUCAAUUCCUCAGCUUGUAACAAUCCUUCCUAUGACAUCAACAUCAAACCAACAGGUAAGCUACUUCGUUUUCUUUUAAACAUUGUUCUAUUUCUUUUAUAUAUAUUCAAUGAUAGGAGUGAUGAUGGUUCCGGAAUCGACGCCGACACAGGACGGUUUGUCGCCAUUCUGCUCUCUGAUCCGGGCACCG
Messenger RNA from Octopus sinensis (East Asian common octopus), 1110 nucleotides. RefSeq lists its product as uncharacterized. The transcript has 5 exons. NCBI's taxonomy places the organism in Eukaryota, Metazoa, Mollusca, Cephalopoda, Octopoda, Octopodidae. The annotation marks the transcript as partial. The record is from RefSeq and is a predicted model, not a curated record.